Molecule: messenger RNA, 827 nt
Organism: Trichoderma harzianum CBS 226.95
Lineage: Eukaryota; Fungi; Ascomycota; Sordariomycetes; Hypocreales; Hypocreaceae
Exons: 1
Coding region: 194-706 (170 amino acids)
Molecular function (GO): fatty acyl-CoA hydrolase activity
Source: RefSeq, a predicted model, not a curated record
UGCCAAGUGAAGUGAGGCUCGGAAUAGCCGUGGCGAUUGAGAUUGAUUGCGAUAAGACUGAAAGAAGACCCGAGCCGAAAUCUCCACCGGAUUCCUUGUGGAGCCUCAACCUCGACAAUUCACAAACAUACAACUCGCCUCCUCUCUCACUCACCACAUAUCUAAAAGUGAGAAACAAGAGGAAGAUACAGCCAUGGCUUCACAAGACCAACUAGAACUCGAGGCCAAGCGGACAGCCCACGUCGAGCAGCUGUCCGAUUGGCUGCUCCAAAACAGUAGCAUUUACAACAUCUUCCUGUCCGGCAUCAAGCAAACUUCUGUCGUCGCUGGCACCGUCGUCAGCCGCCUCACUCUUACAUCUACACAUCUCAACUCCAAAGGCGGUCUACAUGGCGCUGUCUCAGCUGCCUUUAUCGACUUCACAACGGGACUGGCAAUUGCCUCAUGGGACCUGAGGGAAAAGACGGGCGCGAGCGUCGACAUGCACAUCAGCUACUUGAGCAGCGCGGCGGGAGCUGGAGAUGUCGUGGAGAUUGUGGCGACAGCGGAGAAGGUUGGAGGAUCAAUGGCAUUUGUGACGAUUUUGAUUCAGAAAGUUGAGGUUGUGGAUGGAGAGGAGAAGAAGACGCUGGUGACCAAGGGCCAUCACACCAAGUUUGUGAGGGGAACUGCGAAGCCAAAGACGGACGGUGAGGUGAGGAAUUAGAAGUGUACAUUGUACAUAUUAUGUAUACUAUUAAACCGGGCGAUUUGAUGAUAUGAUGAUGAUAGAUUACAGAAGAUUAAUAGAUCUAUAGAUGGAUAACAAGGCGCGCCUUUGAGCGAUG